AGCUGCAGCCAGGCAAAAAGUGAGCUGCAAACGCGCGAUUGGUGCUCUCAGCUGACUGCGGAUUGCUUCAAUCGACCACUGCGUUCUUGUUGCUGCAUUACUACGAUUUUUAGCUAGCAAAAAUGCAGCUCCUCGCCAUCGCAGCCACGGCAUGUGCAGCAAGCGCUCUGAAACCGAUGCACCGCCGCGCAUGGAUGCUAGGCGCGCCCGCGGCCCUCGCCCUGCCGACGCCGACGCAUGCCCAAGAGAUGACCAAAACCGCCUCCGGUUUAGAGUACUACGACGUCAAGGUUGGCCAGGGCGACGGCCCGGCAAAAAUAGAUAACACCGUCACGAUCGACUACAUCGCGUGGCUCAACGACUUCGAGGGCAAGGAGUUCUCGCGCUUCGAGAAGCCUAUCAAAGUCAAACUCGGCGAAAAAAAAGUAGCGCCGGGAUUGGAGGAGUGCCUCCUGGCCGACAUGAACAUCGGCGGCACGCGGCGGUGCAAGCUCCCGGCGAAGCUCGCUUAUGGUAGCACAGGCUACCCCAAGUCCGGCGAAAAAGCAGGAUCCAUCAUCCCGCCGAACGCGGACGUCUAUUUUCAAGUGAGGCUGCGCUCGGUCGUGCUGUCGAAGGGGCUGGGCUUCGGGCUUAACGUCAUUUAACACACUA
This is a messenger RNA of Pelagomonas calceolata, 654 nucleotides long. The record is from the annotation of a GenBank genome assembly. NCBI's taxonomy places the organism in Eukaryota, Pelagophyceae, Pelagomonadales, Pelagomonadaceae.